This is a messenger RNA of Aphis gossypii (cotton aphid), 3068 nucleotides long. It is a transcript of the gene Usp1, whose product is annotated as ubiquitin carboxyl-terminal hydrolase 1. The transcript is spliced from 8 exons. Bases 480 to 2438 code for a protein of 652 amino acids. Gene Ontology annotation, molecular function: cysteine-type deubiquitinase activity; cysteine-type endopeptidase activity. Lineage: Eukaryota; Metazoa; Arthropoda; Insecta; Hemiptera; Aphididae. Gene Ontology annotation, cellular component: cytosol; nucleus. Gene Ontology annotation, biological process: protein deubiquitination. The record is from RefSeq and is a predicted model, not a curated record.
CGGGUGGGUGGACCACAUAGAUAAUACUAUCUUUAAUCGCGGUGGACGGUCUUCGGAAAUACCUCCAGAAGGUUUUUCCUCCAGAGGUGCUAUCCCCAUUCCCCGGCAGCCAGGUGCCCGCACGCACUAAUUAUUGUCGGUGUUGUGUAACUGUGUAAGUACAAAGUUGUGUUAACACGACAAAAUGGUGGACCAGCCCGUGUCGUCGGUUCGCCCGUGAUAAUCGUCUCGUUGACACAGUCUUAGGUGAAGUGGUUGUGAGCAGAUACCUACUCGAUAGUAAAACCGAGAAGAGCUACUGCUGGAUUAAAGAACGCAAGUGCUGAUCUCCCGAUCUCCGUUCGCCAGACGCGCCUUAGAACACUAAACGCGCGCUAGCUGUUUUGGUUCGGUGACAUUUGAAAACGAUCACCGCGGAUUCUUUCUAUGCACACACGUUAUUUCCAUGAAAUCUCCUAUGUCCGAUUGGGUUAAGAAAAAUGACAGUUUUAUCGUCAGCAGAGACAGCUGAACAGCCACCUCGCAAGAAGUUGUGUUUAUCAGCAUCCAGGCAACUACAAUCUAAAUCCUAUGCACUCUCUCAACUUAAUCCGAUGGCAUCACCUCUUGAUCAGCCUGUUAUUCGGCAUAUCAAGCAACAGCAACAACUGCAGCAGCAACAACAGCAGCAGCAAAUAAACUGUUCUUGUGACAAUGAAAGUAAUGGAUCCCCUGGUGUGGCAACUUUAUGCAAUCUUGGUAACACCUGUUUUCUAAAUAGUGUUUUAUACACAUUAAGAUUUGCACCUUCAUUUUUGCACAAUCUUCAUCACCUAAUCACUGAGUUACAAGAGAUCACGGGGCGGUCAACAAACGGACUCAAGGGAAAAUGCUCUUCUCUGGGCAGAAGUACGAGCUCAGUCAGCAGCAAAAUGUGGAACUUUCAAUCAUCAUUAAAUGUUAGUAUGAAUGAUUUAAAAAUUAUACAAGUUACUGAACGUCUUCACCAAGUAUUUGAAGCAUUACAUAAUUGUGAGCUCAAAGAUAGUUCAGAUCCAUAUCAACCUGAAGUAUUUUUGCAAUCUUUAAGAGAUGUCAACCCAAUUUUCGAAGGAAAUCAGCAACAUGAUGCCCAUGAACUUCUUGUCUGCUUGUUAGAUAAUAUUCGAGAAGGAUGUAAAUUAGUCAUGCAGCAUUCUGCUCAAGUGAAUUGUUUUGUUGCACCUGCCCCAGUCAUUCAACCUGUUGCACCUAACAAAUUGAAAAAAUUUUCUGGACAAGUACGAAAGUCUUUAAAAAUUGCAUCCAGUAGUAAAACACGGCCAGUCAAUGGUAAUCUUCCGCCCAAUGUUAAUAUUCCUAGUGAUAAAGUGGUUUUAUCCGAAAAUGACAAUUUUGCUGAUGACAAACAAAUGUAUGUAGUUAAUGGAACUACAAAUGCUGUCCAAUCUGAUGAAAAUGAAAGCAUUCCUAGUGGCAGCAGUAGUAGUAGUAGUAGUAGUACAUCAAUGUUUGAUGAUUUUCAAGGUGUAUCUUUACUUCGCACCACAUGUUUAGAAUGUGAAUUUGUUACAGAACGGAAAGAGAGUUUUUGUGAUAUCUGUGUUCCUAUAAAUGGUUUAACUAAUGGAGACAUAUCACCUGAAAAUGAAUUCAACCCAUAUGAUUAUGAUAGUGUAAACAAAUUGUAUCAUUCUGCAAUAGUAACUGAAGAAUAUUUACAAGACACUGACAAAUAUUGGUGUGAACAGUGUUGUCGAUAUAAUGAAGCUAAACGAAGUGUUGGUUAUGAAAGUUUACCUCGAUUACUGACAUUACAUUUAAAACGAUUUUGCACCAACUAUAGAGCUGUUGUGUCAAAAGUAAACGAACACAUGCCAACUCCUUUAACAUUGGAGUGUUUUUGUGAAGAGUGUUUAUCUCUCAAUUCACAACAACAAACUCGAGCACAUAGUUACCAGCUAUAUGCCAUAAUAAUGCAUUUGGGUGCUACAAUUGCUUCUGGGCAUUAUGUCGCAUAUGUUAAGGCUCAGGACAACCUUGAUGAGUAUAUCAACUGUCCUCGUGAUCGACGCAAGACUGGAAGUCUUUCCGUCACACCCAAUGGUACUUUACCAGCAAAUUAUAAAAAAUCAUCAAUAUCAAAUGGUCUUUUUCGAUUUUUAAAAAUAUCUUCGAAAACAUCUUCAGGAGCUCCUAAUAGUCAAUCAAGUGAUUCAAUUGAUGAUUCAGGAAAAGUUUCUUCGUUAGGACGGUGGUGCCGUAGUCUAGAAUGCUGCGGUGUAAGAAUAUUAGAUAACUCAGAAGGUGGAGAUAGCAUGUGGUUAGAGUGUGAUGAUGAAACAGUAAGAACUAUGUCGGUUGCACAAUUAACACAAAUUUUAGAAUCUAAAUCAUCCAAGAACUCAGCAUUAACUCCGUAUUUAUUAUUUUAUGUCAAAGUCAACCACAGCGAAUAAUGAAUUAUUUACUUCAUAUUAAUAAAAAAUCCUGGUUAUAUUAAUUUGGUGACAAAUUGUAAAUCAGAACUUCAAGUGUUGGCACCCUUACCAAAGACUAAUAUUUAAGUGCACUUUGCUGCUAUAACUUUUAAUAUUUUAAAGUUAACUAUACACAAAAUAUUCAUAACUUUUAUUAUUAAAAUUAUAUAAUUACCUAAUACAAUCAAUCUCCACCAGGCACGAACACAAGGAAAAAAUUGGUGGAGGAAGGGGUUUGAAAAAGUUCAUAAAUAUCGUACUAUACCCAAUUAAAAAUAAGGCAGUGACCUGGUGGCCAAGUUGUGUGCAUGAGUGUGACUUUGUUCUGCAGCGCUAGCAUACCCGAUCGGAAUUGUUUGAAUAGGUGAGGGACUAAACGUCUGACCGUCACAGAUGAAAACUGGUUGCCGCCGGGUCACGGUCUUAUUUUGAAUUGGGUACUAGUUAUUUAUAUUGUAUUUAUUUCAGGUACAUUAUAAAAUAAUAUAUAGACGUCUUGGUACUUUGGCCAUUAUAUCUUCUAUGGUUUCAUUGUAGAUCAUUUUCGUCAAUAUUACGUCAAUUUACAAACCACGGUAAAGUUUUAUAACUAAUAAUAUAUUUUUUGUU